AGUAGGAGUUACUAUGUAUGUACCUGUAUCAUAGCACGGUUUUGGGGCUAAGAGGUACCCAAGUACUUACUCCAACCCAAUUCCUGGAUUACCUACCACAAAUAGGUACGAAGUAAUUCCUCAGUACCUUACCUACCUCCUAUUCUUCUUUUCAAUCCUAGUGAUAUAAAUCAUAUCAUGUGCUUAUACAAGCCUACUGUCCUUACUCAAACUAUUAAACCAGAGUGGAUUUCUUAUGAUAAAAGUAGAUUUUCGGGAUAGAAUCAUAAUUACAGAAUGACGAGCCGAACUGUCUUGUACACUUUUAGCAUAUAUAGAAGGCCAUCGCGGCAUCAUACUAAAAAUAAAUGUCAAACCAAACAGCUCAAGAAGCUCUCAACAUCGCCAAUUCCAGAAAGUACUUCGCAACAACUAAAUAAUUCCCAAUGGCAAGUUCCACUCCCCAGUCUAGUCUGCUUCUCAGCCUACCCACUGAACUCAGGUUCAUCAUUUACGAAUUGUCCUCAGGCAGCAUGGGCCCAUCAUGCUUUGCAGGGAAAACGACAGGAGGUAUACAGUCCCCCAUGAUGUGGAUCGUCGACUAUUUGGCUUUAGUCCGGAAGCUUCCAAGUAUGGGCAUGAUGACAUCACACGUAAACUCCGCACGGCAAUGAUAGAGUCGCCCAUCCCGGGCACACCGGUGGACAGAGUCCGAUACACUGCUCUGCUGGAGACGUGUCGUCAAGUCUACGACCCGCGCGUUGCGAAUGACUUCUUGCUAUGGUUAUACGUCUUUGAGGUGUAUGAAGCGGUAGGAUCCGUUGAACGCAUCACCGUACUCUUCCAGGAAGAUAUCUGCGGGAUGAGCGAAGAAUUUGUGGAAGAUGUCUGCGAGGCUGCCGGGAGAUAUCUCAUAUAUAACGAGGAGCACCCACGCUAUACAGUAGAUGUUGGAUUCUUUCCAUCAUUACGGUAUGCCUUUGAUAACUUCUCAGGUUCUUAUCCGUAAAGGUCAGAUGCAAGAGGAGUUCACCUAGUAGAUAAUGCCAAACCACCAUUAAAAAAGGAAGACAAAAAAAAGACCAGAUACAAUUAAAUGAGGGAAAGUCGUAUUCAUAG
Daldinia caldariorum is the source of this 1098-nucleotide messenger RNA. RefSeq lists its product as uncharacterized. NCBI's taxonomy places the organism in Eukaryota, Fungi, Ascomycota, Sordariomycetes, Xylariales, Hypoxylaceae. The record is from RefSeq and is a predicted model, not a curated record. The transcript has 2 exons. The coding region runs from base 524 to 988 and encodes 154 amino acids.